This is a messenger RNA of Dufourea novaeangliae, 2627 nucleotides long. RefSeq names its product ran-binding protein 3 (gene RanBP3). The coding region runs from base 38 to 1303 and encodes 421 amino acids. Gene Ontology annotation, cellular component: nuclear pore; cytoplasm. Lineage: Eukaryota; Metazoa; Arthropoda; Insecta; Hymenoptera; Halictidae. The transcript is spliced from 4 exons. The record is from RefSeq and is a predicted model, not a curated record. Gene Ontology annotation, molecular function: GTPase activator activity. Gene Ontology annotation, biological process: protein export from nucleus.
UGACAGUGGCAGCGGCGUAAUCACUUCCACGUAAAAAAUGGCGGACUGCAAGGAGAGCAACGAAGAGACGAACAGGCCGUCUUAUAUUUUAAAGGUAGAUCCACCGCAGGAACCGUCGACGGAAUCGUCUAAAAAUGCAACCAGCGAAAAAAUGGAUAUUCCUCCAACAGAUAACGACACAGAGGAGUCAUCAUCCAGUUCUAACAAAUCUCCCACGAAACCACAUUACCCUAUGUUAGCUGCUUCAAAGUUUGGCAAUCAGUUCGGAAGCAAUGAUUUUACCAAAUCCUUUGCUAAUAAGAGAAAGACAUCGAUACUGAGGCCCUCUCAACUGGGAGCAGUGACAAACAGUCAACCCGCGAACAAAUCAUUUCUACAGCCAGCGAAAUUCCAAAAUCCGUUCGCAAAGGUCGCAGACAAUUCCCCAGAGGAGAAGAACGAAACUACAGACGAGAACAAGAAGGUGGAAGAUGCGGAGAAGGAUCAGCAAAUGGAAAAAGAAAAGGAGAAAGUAAAAGUGAACGAGAAAGAGACAGAAAAGGAGACAAAGACCGAAGAGAAACCUGCAGAAGAUACACAGUGCAGGUUUCUGCCACUGGGUGUUAGCACAAAGGAUAACGAAAGUAAUAAUGUAGAUAACGCGGUAGGACCGUGUACCUCAGCACCCAGCUUCGUCUUCGGUCAGAACUUGAAGGAACGCGUGGUAGUGGCCAACGACACAGAGAGCUCGACGAAUCCGGAGAGCGAAGAGAAGAACGAGGAGAGCACCAACGAGAACGGUUGUUCUUCUGAACUGUUGUUCUCGAACGCACCGGCAACGUGUCGUCCGACGACCAGACCGGGACUGACGUUAACUCAAGCUGCGCAGGAGUUAGAGGAGGCAAACCGCGCGAACAAACGGAAAUACAGUGAGGUGACACCGUUGACCGGCGAGGAGGGGGAGACAAAUGUUUUGCAGAUAAACUGCAAACUGUUCGCGUUCGAUAAGGCCAGCGGCGGUUGGCAGGAAAGGGGACGGGGCACGUUGCGAUUGAACGACCGCGACGACGAGGAGUCCCGUUUGGUGGGCCGUACCGCGGGCACCCAGAGAUUAAUAUUGAACACAAAAGUAUGGCCUGGCAUGACGGCGGAACGACCAGCGCCCAAGUCGUUGAGACUGACGGCGAUGGACGUGCACGGGGACAUACGGAUCUUCAUCGUUCAAGCGGCACCGAAGGAGAUCGAGCAGCUGCACAAUCUGUUGCAGCAACGACUGAAACGCGCGCAGGAACGCCAACCGAAGAAGGUCGCGGCCGAUCACUGACGAUCGUUCAAUCAUCCCCAGACAACCUUUGCUCUUUGUUACCGAGCACGGUCGCUGACGCGUGAGAAGAGUCGAUGAAACGUUUCAAGCUAUCAGGCCCUAUCUAGUACACCGUGCGCAAUAGAAUGGCUAUGAUUUGUGCCUUCCCUUGAAAGUUUUUUUAGAUCUUGAUUCCGUGGGCAGAGGUGUGCCUGGGGUUUUUGUUUUUUUUCUAAGGCAGCAAGCAGAACGAAAACGAAAUCGUAGCUCUUCUUUCACCCUUUAUCUCGUACAGACGCAUCGAUGAUCAUUAAUUCUGAUUUUGCGGUUACGGAAUAUAUACAUAUAUAAUAUAUAUAUGUAUGCCUCUUCUAAUCAUUCCCAAUUGAUACAAGUUUUCUUUUUACAUGGAAUUUCGAGGCGUUUUUUCUUUUUCUUUUUUAAUGAAUGCGUUGGUCUACACGCGAGUCACUAGUUAGAGAUUUUUGAUAAUAGCAUAAUAUAGUUGAUACCGACGAAUCAUGGAGGAAAUAACACCGUAAAGGGGGAGGGGGGACUAAUAGGAAUCAGGAAAGCAGAGUAGCGUCUUACUUUUAACAGAUUCUCUGCAAACGGGAUUAUCAGCAACAUUUUGUCAUAGCGAUACUCGCGUUGAUCUAGAUUUCCAUUUUUCCGAUCGCGGUCAUAGGAAUAAAACGAUAUCUUUGUAAGAAAGCGUUGUUGUUAGUCUACCUUUAUUUAACGCGCGUAGUUUGAAAACGACGAGGAGCUCGAUGCACGUUACCCCUACCCGACCCGCCCACGUCAACGAGGAAAAUCGAUUCUGUUGCACACGCCCGUGAAUCUUGUUCAACAUUCUUGCGAGCACAACUAAAGAAAUAUAGAAACGAACGCGAACCACCCCGUGUCAUCGCACGAACGAAUAUUGUGUAACUACUUGUACUUUAAUUUGUAAAUAGCGCCGGCAAAAAAGGACCGUAAGUAGGGGGUCUGGUUUUACUCGUCGGUGGGCAAACUUGAAAGGCUGUGUGUGUGUGCGUGAGUGUGUGUGUGUGUGUUCGGGGCCGCUCUCCUCUCUAACGAUUUUGCUUAGCAAUAUUUAUCAACAUGCUACCCCGCGUGCGUACCGUGUGUCUCUUUAUACGAGUUACCACCGCCUGUCAGGAGGGGGGCCACAGUCAUGAUAAUCGUGAUGACACGCAGGGAACUGAAGAAGAAAGAAAGAAAAACAUUACUUAACGCUCUAUCCACAGAUACGAUCCAGAGGUGACUACUCGUUUCUCUGUGUACCUUGCUACAUACAGAACAGAACUACACUGUACACAUCGUUAAUUACAGAAAAAUA